UAAUAUGCAGCCACAACAAAGCUCAAGAUGGAGUCCAACACCAGUUCAAUUACUAGUCCUUGAAGAAUUGUAUAGGCAAGGAAUGAAAACACCAUCAGCUGAACAAAUCCAACAAAUAGCUUCACAGCUUCGACAAUUCGGGAAGAUUGAAGGGAAAAAUGUGUUCUACUGGUUCCAAAAUCACAAAGCGAGAGAGCGACAGAAGCGUCGUCGCAGGGAGAUGGAGGAAACAACUGGUUCUUCAAAUGAAGAUAAAAAAGAGAAAGAGAAGUACCUUAUGCAAAAUUCAGAAAAGCAAGAAAAUGCAGGAUUGAAAGAGACAGGUAGUGGAGUUAAAGAGACAAAGAAGUGGGGAACCACUUCAAACUUCAGUGAACAAGCAGAGGAUAUAGCAGAAAAGGGAUCAAUACAAGUUUUGAGGAAAAACAUAGCUGCAGAAAGGCAAAGAAAGUGCCAAAAUAUUGAAAUUCCUUAUUACUUCACACCUUUUACUAAAACUUCUUCAGUAGCAGCAGCAAACAGAACAUGUAGUAAUAAUAACACACCUCAUCCAAAUUAUGAAGAACAAAAUGCAGAUUAUCCCAGGACACUGGAUCUUUUUCCAAUUAAGGAGGAUGAACAAGAUGGAAUUUGUCUCUCUGAGAGAAAAUCUUUGUUCUGUGUUAAUGCUUCUUCUAUGGACACUCAUGAAAUCACAUCUUCCAACCAGUUUUUUGAGUUUCUUCCUUUAAGAAAUUGA
Molecule: messenger RNA, 739 nt
Organism: Trifolium pratense (red clover)
Lineage: Eukaryota; Viridiplantae; Streptophyta; Magnoliopsida; Fabales; Fabaceae
Product: WUSCHEL-related homeobox 1
Exons: 3
Coding region: 5-739 (244 amino acids)
Biological process (GO): plant organ development
Molecular function (GO): DNA binding; DNA-binding transcription factor activity
Source: RefSeq, a predicted model, not a curated record